This is a messenger RNA of Styela clava, 3318 nucleotides long. NCBI's taxonomy places the organism in Eukaryota, Metazoa, Chordata, Ascidiacea, Stolidobranchia, Styelidae. The record is from RefSeq and is a predicted model, not a curated record.
UUCAGGGUUAAGUAGCCUUUGUAAUAACUUUUGCAAUUUGAAUUCACCAACUGUGUAUACUAAUCGAAUUUCCCUGUAAUCAUUCAUUCCGGAACAAAUCUUAAGUGAUUUUAAAUGGAUCUUGUCAAUUAUACACAUCCCGAUAUCGGGGGGAAUUUUCGCAUGGAUUUAUUUAACGAUACUCUAAAAUUACGAGUUCAGUAAUCACUAGUCUGGACAAUAAAAGUAUAAUUAAGCAAAUGGCCUCGACUAUACGGCUCGUGCGUGUAUUUCUAUUGAGUCUUUAAAUCUAAUAGACGUAAGAGUUUUAUAGAGACGAGCCGAUUUAUUUUAGAUAAUAUUUAAAUAUGAAUAUAAUACCACGGAUGAUGUUGUUUUUAUAAGGUUUUAUAAAUGUUGCGAGAGAGGAUUAUUUUGUUUAGUGUUUUUAUUACGUCACAAUAUCCCAAAGGAUAGGGAUAAUCUUUAGGUUAAUCUGCAGGCCUACAGAUAAAAAUUUAAUUGCUGGGAAAGAUUUCACUUUUUUUAUUUUUUCGAUUUAGGAAAGAAAAAACGAAAAAAUUUGGACAACUAUAAAUCAGAUUUAUUUAUUAAAAAAAAAUUUUUAUGCUUGGUGGAACGUAGUACUGUUUGAAAUUUCGCUUUCGCUAAUAUUGCAGAAAAUACUGUUCGAAAUUUAGGUUUUAGUGAGUGUCCGCCAUUUUGAGUCCAAAGUCAAAAAAACGUAUUUACAGCAGUAUAAGAUUUACAAUGCAACGAUAGAGGGUUGUUAAGUACUACUCUAAAGAAGCCUUAUGAUUUGUGGACGUUUGUGUUUUUACGAUCCGGAUAUAUCAAUCAAAAAGUCACAAAGUAGCGCUACCAACGACAACAAAUCAAACAGAAUGUCUGGAUUUACGAGAAUGCUUUCAAUUGCCAUAUUAUUUGCUGUAUUUUUAACGACAGGUACUCUAGCUCUGAUCUCAGCGUCUUCAGAUAUCGUUGGAAAUCUUCGUUGCAAUGGAACUGAUGUUAAUAAAUGUGUCCCUGCAUGUGUUUCGUACCAACUUGAUCAGUUUGGAUGCCCGACUUGUAACUGCGUGUUCAAAUUGGAUAAAUUCGAAGGCGAUAUCAAAUUAACUCCGAAGAUUUUAAUCAACAUCUUAGACCGAUUGAAUGUCGCUCGUGGGGCAAAGAAUCAUACUCUGGUGGACAAGGCUUUCCAACUUCAGAAAUGGAACACAACAAAGAGCGGAAAAUAUUUUCUUGUGCCUUACGUGUUCGACUACUCAUUAAGCGGAGCAGCUUUCCGUGCGAUAUUACGAGCGAUUGAAGCGUUCAACACUCACACGUGCGUUCGAUUGAUCUCAAGAACUUUUGAAAAAGAUUUUCUCAAUUUCACGGAUGCUAAAGGCUGCUGGUCUUAUGUGGGAAGAAACGGAGGAAGUCAGGAGAUCUCAAUUUCGUCAGGUUGCGAGUACGUCGGCACAGUGAUGCACCAAAUCAUGCAUGCGCUUGGGUUCUGGCACAAACAGUCGAGACAAGACAGAGAUAAAUAUAUCUACAUACUGAGACAGAACAUCAAAUCUGGAUUCGACGGAAGUUUCCAAAAGCAGACAACAGACAAUAUUGACAACAUAAAUUCUAUAUAUGACUACCAAUCUUUGAUGCAUUUCGAUCAGUUUGCGUUCAGUAAAGACCAAAACAGAUGGUUGACUAUUAUACAAGCAAAUGGGAACUUCUAUGACAAAUACAAUAAAGAUUAUUUCACUGGAGGAGACGUGGAUCUCAUCAACAAAUUGUAUAAUUGUCCUGCUGCGACAAAUUCAACGAGUUCCGGUAAUGGAACAUCGGGUCAGAAGACGAAAGAUCUCCCGCAAAGUUGUGAGGACGACGCAAAGAAUUGUGCAGAACGAAAAACGAAAGGUGAAUGCGAAGGUCCUCUUCCUAAGAAAGUAUUGAUGGGAAUAGACUGCAAAGCUACUUGCGGAAUUUGUAAAAAAGUAGAAACAUGUAAAGACGAUGCCACGAAUUGCGAAGAACGGAAAACAAAAGGCGAAUGCGAAGGACCUCUUCCUAAGAAAGUUCUGAUGGGGAUAGACUGCAAAGCCACAUGUGGAAUUUGCAAGAAAGCUGAAACAUGCAAAGACGAUGCCACUAACUGCGCAGAACGGAAAACAAAAGGCGAAUGCGAAGGUCCUCUUCCUAAGAAAGUAUUGAUGGGAAUAGACUGCAAAGCUACGUGUGGGAUUUGUAAAAAAGUAGAGACAUGCAAAGACGAUGCCGCGAAUUGCGCAGAACGGAAAACGAAAGGCGAAUGCGAAGGUCCUCUUCCUAAGAAAGUAUUGAUGGGAAUAGACUGCAAAGCUACAUGUGGAAUUUGUAAAAAAGAGACAUGCAAAGAUGUUGCCACGAAUUGUGUAGAACGAAAAACGAAAGGCGAAUGCGAAGGUCCUCUUCCUAAGAAAGUAUUGAUGGGAUUAGACUGCAAAGCUACGUGCGGGAUUUGUAAAAAAGAAAAUACAGAAACAACUUGCAAAGACACAGGAUCGAGAUGUGCUUAUCGAAAGGCGAACGCCGAGUGCGUUGGACCUGGUGCGAAAAAGAUAGUGAUGCAGAAAGAAUGUCAGGCAACUUGUGGAUUUUGUAAAAAAGAACCGUCUAAAACAACACCAAUCACGAAACCAACAACAAAAAAGACUCUGAAACCAGGUAGAAGGAGGAACAGAGGAUGCGUUGACAUCGGACCAAGGUGCAAUGCAAGGGCGAAUCGAGGAGACUGUGAUGGUUCUUGGAAACGAAAACAGAAAAUGGAAAAUGAAUGCAGAAGAACAUGCGGCUUCUGCAACUCAGGGUCAAAAUGCCGAGAUCAGCCUGGUAAAUUCUGCAAUAAAAAUCGUUGUCACAAGAUAUCAACUCGAAAAAAUUGUCCGAGGACUUGCAAUGCUUGCACAACCAGGAACCUAAUACAGGAACCUAAUUCGUUAAAAAGCAUAUUAGGAAUGUUCUACUUAGCUUUCAAUGGGUUUUCUGAUCAAUUCCCUAGCAUAUUUUGAUCAUGACGUCACAAUUCCAUGACGUAAUAGACAUGACGUAGUAAAAAGAAAUGUUCCAAGCAGAGCUGGAGGAUCCGAAUGAAUAUCGAUGAAAAUCGUAUGUGCCUAUAAUCACAUGUGCAAAAGAAAGAAAUACAUUUGUAUUGGGGAAUGCUACAGAAUUGGGAAUGCUUUUUUUGGAAAGCGGAAAGUGUACUAAAUUUCUCAUAUUGUGAUAUUUUUGAAUUUCUUAAUUUUAUUAUCUCUAUUUUAUUUGUAAUAAAAAUUCACUCAAUAUUUCCAA